GAGGUGGCAGCCUUUGGACCGAGUGGCAUUUCACGUUGCUUUUCAGCGCGUGUUUUUUUAUUUGUGCAAAAAUCCUAUUUGCAAUAAUUUGUGCAUUUCCAAAUAUAAUUAAGAGAUGUCGAAACGCCGCAUUGAAGUAGGAGAAACAUACUCCAACAAGUCAAAAAAAGAAUCUGAAGCCUCAACAUCGGCGGCUGCUUCUGCUGCCGGCACUGUUGCCCAGAUUUUGGGCGGAUUUGUGCCGAGCAAACUGCCGCCAACCAUGAAUCCCUUUACAAAUAAGCCUUACUCAACUCGCUACCAAAACUUGUAUAAAAAGCGCAUUGCAUUGCCGGUAUUUGAAUACCAGGCGGACUUUAUGCGUCUGCUUAGUCAGCAUCAGUGCAUUGUGCUUGUGGGCGAAACAGGUUCAGGAAAAACGACACAGAUACCGCAAUGGUGCGUGGACUUUGCGGUUUCCAAGGGCCGCAAAGGAGUGUCCUGCACACAGCCACGUCGUGUGGCUGCCAUGUCCGUGGCACAACGUGUUUCCGAGGAAAUGGAUGUAAAUCUGGGUGAGGAGGUGGGAUACUCUAUACGUUUCGAGGAUUGCUCGUCGCCAAAGACACUGCUUAAGUACAUGACAGAUGGUAUGCUGUUGCGAGAAGCCAUGUCAGAUCCUAUGCUGGAACAGUAUCAGGUUAUACUCCUCGACGAGGCUCACGAACGUACGCUGGCCACGGACAUAUUGAUGGGUGUGCUAAAGGAGGUUAUUCGUCAGCGCAACGAUCUUAAAUUGGUGGUCAUGUCGGCUACUCUUGAUGCCGGCAAGUUCCAGCAAUAUUUCGAUAAUGCGCCGCUUAUGAAUGUGCCUGGACGAACACAUCCCGUCGAAAUAUUCUAUACACCAGAACCAGAGCGGGACUACUUGGAGGCGGCAAUACGCACUGUCAUUCAAAUUCACAUGUGCGAGGAAAUUGAAGGUGAUAUUCUCAUGUUCCUCACGGGUCAGGAGGAAAUCGAGGAAGCAUGCAAGCGCAUCAAACGAGAAAUUGAUAAUCUAGGCUCUGAGAUUGGCGAGCUCAAGUGUAUACCCUUGUACUCGACGCUGCCUCCGAAUCUGCAGCAGCGCAUUUUUGAAGCGGCACCACCGCCAAAUGCCAAUGGUGCUAUUGGCCGCAAGGUUGUGGUCUCCACCAACAUUGCCGAGACCUCGCUGACAAUUGAUGGCGUUGUGUUUGUCAUUGAUCCUGGCUUUGCCAAACAGAAAGUUUACAAUCCUCGUAUUCGUGUCGAGAGUUUGCUUGUCUCACCGAUAUCCAAGGCUUCGGCACAGCAGCGUGCUGGUCGAGCUGGACGUACACGGCCGGGCAAAUGUUUCCGCCUGUACACAGAGAAGGCAUUUAAGAACGAAAUGCAAGACAAUACAUACCCCGAGAUUCUACGAUCUAAUUUGGGCACCGUUGUGCUGCAGCUAAAGAAACUGGGUAUUGAUGACUUGGUGCACUUUGACUUUAUGGAUCCUCCAGCUCCUGAGACGCUGAUGCGCGCAUUGGAGUUACUCAACUACUUGGCCGCUCUCGAUGAUGAUGGCAAUCUGACGGAUCUGGGUGCCGUCAUGUCCGAAUUUCCAUUGGAUCCACAGUUGGCAAAGAUGCUGAUUGCCAGUUGCCAGCACAACUGUUCCAAUGAGAUACUCUCAAUAACGGCUAUGCUGUCGGUGCCACAAUGUUUCGUGCGUCCCAAUGAGGCAAAGAAGGUAGCUGAUGAGGCCAAGAUGCGCUUUGCCCACAUCGACGGGGAUCAUCUAACUUUGCUGAAUGUCUACCACGCCUUCAAGCAGAGCAGCGAGGAUCCCAAUUGGUGCUACGAGAACUUUAUUAACUUCCGAUCGUUGAAGAGCGCCGAUAAUGUACGCCAACAGUUGGCUAGAAUCAUGGAUCGCUUUAGUCUGAAGCGUACAAGCACCGAGUUCACCUCCAAGGACUAUUAUGUCAAUAUACGCAAGGCUCUGGUGCAGGGCUUCUUUAUGCAGGUGGCGCAUCUGGAGCGCACUGGACACUAUCUGACCAUCAAGGAUAACCAGAACGUGCAGCUGCAUCCCUCGACAUGUCUAGAUCACAAGCCAGACUGGGUCAUCUACAACGAAUUUGUGCUGACCACCAAGAACUACAUACGCACCGUGACAGAUGUGAAGCCGGAAUGGCUGCUUAGCCUGGCGCCUCAGUACUACGAUCUGAACAACUUCCCACAGUGUGAAGCCAAGCGACAACUGGAGCUGCUUCAGCAGCGGAUGGAAACAAAACAGUACCAGAAGGGAUUCUAAGCAGCAAAUCCGAGUUUUUAAUACAAUUAGCUUAAACACAAUUAAAAUGAAAACUAAUUAUAAUGUCCGUUUAAGUAGCCAUUGAAAUUAGUUUGCUUAAAUGUUACAAUUUCAAUUAUGUUUUCAAUAAUCACAAAAUAAUGUUUUAUCUUUAUUUGUUUGCUUACGAAUUACAUACAUAAACACAUCUAAGAAUUCCGUUUAGUGUUAAUAAAAGCAACCUUUUGUAUACCUUAAAAAAAA
Messenger RNA from Drosophila innubila, 2548 nucleotides. It is a transcript of the gene Dhx15, whose product is annotated as putative pre-mRNA-splicing factor ATP-dependent RNA helicase PRP1. Bases 116 to 2305 code for a protein of 729 amino acids. The transcript has 8 exons. Gene Ontology annotation, molecular function: RNA binding; ATP binding; RNA helicase activity. Lineage: Eukaryota; Metazoa; Arthropoda; Insecta; Diptera; Drosophilidae. Gene Ontology annotation, cellular component: spliceosomal complex; intracellular anatomical structure. The record is from RefSeq and is a predicted model, not a curated record.